AUGGCCAUCACUUCUGUACCCUCUGCCGGCGCUACUGUUCCUGUUUUUGCUGCUGUUGCUGCCGGUACUGUUCCUGUUGGUGCUGUUCCCGCCGAUGCUGCGCCUCAACUACCUUCAUCUGUAUGUCUAUCCGCCGUAUCCGUUGCUCCUGCUCAUCUACUUGUUGAUGAGCUUGCCCUGAUGGUUUGA
Molecule: messenger RNA, 189 nt
Organism: Penicillium soppii
Lineage: Eukaryota; Fungi; Ascomycota; Eurotiomycetes; Eurotiales; Aspergillaceae
Exons: 2
Coding region: 1-189 (62 amino acids)
Source: RefSeq, a predicted model, not a curated record